Messenger RNA from Venturia canescens, 2086 nucleotides. Its product is annotated as venom acid phosphatase Acph-1-like. Gene Ontology annotation, molecular function: phosphatase activity. The record is from RefSeq and is a predicted model, not a curated record. The coding region runs from base 502 to 1611 and encodes 369 amino acids. Lineage: Eukaryota; Metazoa; Arthropoda; Insecta; Hymenoptera; Ichneumonidae. The transcript has 7 exons. Gene Ontology annotation, biological process: dephosphorylation.
AUUCGCACUGUAAAUUCUGCUCGAAAAUGCUUUCGGGUGCUACUUCGAAUGCGAAACUUGUUUUAUUAUAUUUUUCUCUGUCGAAUGUAAAGUUGGUGCAUAUGCUUUUGCUCGAAACAACGACGAUAAAAGCUGCGUCCGAUUUACUUAUCACCUACCGUAUAGUCAAUUCUUUUCCAACGCUAUCAACAUUCAUGUGCGCGAAGCCAAGAUUUUCGAGUGGUAAGAUCGAUGGUUAGACUCGAGAUCUCGAUUACUCGAACCGGAACGUUUACGAGAAUUCAAAACGCAACGAUUAAGAUUUAUAUUAAUUGGAAAAGGAAGUUUAUUCGAAUUCAUCCUCGUUCCAAAAUAAUAAUUCUUCUUUGGACACGUUAUUCUCAAGGAAUUUCUCCCCUCAAAGGCCAAAUAAAAAUAUUUGCUGAUAGACGACGAGCUUGGACUCCCUCGAAGUACGCAAACAAUAAGGAAGACUCGCGAUUACCCGGUUGAUUCAUCACGAUGUCGACGAUUCUCUACAGAGCCUUCGCCGUUCUAGUCAUUUUCAGCUCUGCCAAAGCAGAUUCGUGGAGGCAAGAAGAGCUGCGAUUCGUCACUGUCGUGUUUCGUCACGGUGACAGGGCUCCGGAUAACAACGGCAAGGAAUUGUAUCCGAACGAUCCAUACUUGAACUAUAAUUUCUAUCCAAUGGGCCUCGGUGGACUGACCAACAAUGGUAAAAUGCGAGAGUACGUUCUCGGGGAACAGCUUCGCCAUAGAUACAACAAUUUCCUCGGUUCGGUUUACCUACCCAAAGAUAUCGUUGCUAGAAGCACCGAUUACGCGAGGACCAAGAUGUCGUUAUCUCUCGUACUCGCUUCACUCUAUCCACCGGACGGAUUACAGCGAUGGAAUUUCUGGCUGAGAUGGCAACCGAUUCCGAUCACUUAUGUACCGGAUGCACUCGACGUUCUGCUCAUACCGGAAGAGUGUCCGCAAUACCUCGAGGAGCUGAAUCGUGUUGUAAAACUGCCGGAGGUGAUGGAACGAGUCAAAAAGUUCCGUCCGCUCAUGAAAAAUCUGACGAUUUUAACCGGCAAGAAAAUAGAAAAUACGAAUCAAAUGUAUUAUCUGUACCACGAUUUGAUGGCGGAGAAGUCGAUGGGUCUAAAAUUGCCGAAAUGGACCGAGCCUUUGUUCCCUUUCGGCCCUCUGUGGAACGCUACUAUUCUCGAGUACGAUAUCACCAAUUACAACGAUUUGCUCAAAAGGCUGAACGGAGGAAUGUUGCUGAGGAGAAUCUCGGACGAUAUUGUCGCAGCGAUAAAAAACGAGACGAAACCAGCCCGAAAAAUGAAUAUUUUCAGCGGACACGAGACCAACAUCGCUGCACUCCUGAAAACUCUUGGUGUGUACGAGCCCCAUGUUCCUGAAUACUCGAGCGCCGUCAUCGUCGAACUUUUUCAACGAGGCGAUCAAUAUUACGUCCAGGUACUGUACUACCUCGGAAUUCCUGCGACUAUAAAAAUCAUGACUGUUCCGGGCUGCCAACAGCUCUGCCCGAUUGACGAUUUCUUCGAAUUAUUGGACAAAGUUAUACCGACGGACGAUGAGCUCUACUGUCCAAAGUGAAUUCAUGCGCUCUCUGCUUCUUCUGCUUUUUCCAAGUCAGAGACCGAGAGAGGGGGACAACAACAUUUUUUAUACAAUCACUGAACGCGUUCUACCUCAUUGAAUAACAUUGGCCACCAAGAAAGUAUUAUUUUUACGACGGUCUCUCUUAUUUCGUUAUCGUAAUCGCCGCUCAAUCAUCUCUGGUUUUUCCAUUUUUUCACGUUGACGCGUCGUAAUCCAGUAUGAUUUCCGAUGUUUUGAACGGUUUCUUCUGAACAUUUUGAACGACAUUGAACAGUUUGUGUGAGCCGAGUCUCUCGAGACGAAACGUCUCAUUCUGUUUCAUCAUCGCCAUACCGAUAAAAAUUCCUGACUACGCUGCCGCCGCUUCAUCUUCAGUAAUUCGGUCCUGCGAGAGUAAAUCGAAAAAUGUAUUGAAAACGUCGAUCUAUAGUAAGGGAUUCUCAAAAAAUUAAACUACUUUUUGAAACUA